Messenger RNA from Trichobilharzia szidati, 6964 nucleotides. Lineage: Eukaryota; Metazoa; Platyhelminthes; Trematoda; Strigeidida; Schistosomatidae. The record is from the annotation of a GenBank genome assembly.
AUGCGUUCUGUGUACUCAGUAGUUGAAGAUAAUCUUCGGAAUAAUCAUAACAAUCAUAAUAAUCAUAAUAAUAAUAACCAUAAUAACACCAGUCACACAAUCCUGCCAACGCAUAUUCCACACGAAUAUCAAGCAUUACCAGAACAAGAAGCCUCAAAUCUCUUCCGAUUGAUUGAAGAAUCUCCAAAUGGGACAGAAAUUAUCGGUGUUUCAAAAUAUCUGCACCAGUAUAUUCUAUUCAAUUUACAAUUCCUUUCUAGCCAAAAUCAAAAUCAUGCUAACAAGAUGAUUAAUUUUAACAAACUCCAGUUCAAUUUUCAGUUGCUUGAUACACAUGACCCGUUGACAAAUGCGUUAGAUUUAGAGUCGGUUAGUGGGAAAUUAACUGUGAAAAAGCGUAUCGACCGUGAAGCUCUAUGCAGUGCUAAUUCUUUCCCCUCGACAAUUACCAGCAGUAGCAGUAGCAGCAGCCUCAGUAGUAGUAGCAGUUCGAGGUUUCCAAUCAACGGUAGACCUCCUCUAUUUUUACAAAACGUACUGAACACUGAUAAAUAUUUAACUAAUUUAGGCUAUUUUAUUAAUCCAAUGCAUAUAAUAUCAAAUAAUUUGAAUAAACGAUGUAUUAAAACACUUCAUAUUCUAUCGACUACACAGAUAUUAGAAUUAAAUCAAGUCGAUAUUAAAAAGAUACCUAUUGAUUUAUUGAUUAUCGAUAUUAAUGAUAAUAGUCCAACAUGGAUAUCAGUUAGUAAUGGAAUCAACUUCCAUCCAACUAGAACAGCAACAUCUACUACUAAUAACAUUAAUAGUAGUAGUUAUCAGACGAAUAUACCAAACAUUAUCGUCCAGUUAUCUGAAAUCCCUAAGGAUGCCGGAGACGACUAUCCCAGUGUACAACCACAACAUCGUCAGCAAAAGUAUCUGCAGCUACAGUCAUCACGUACAGUACUACCAAGAGCUUAUGAUCCUGAUGAAGGAGCUAACAGUCAAGUGACCUAUCAUCUAGAGUCAAUCAAAAAACAGAUCGAUAAUCAGAACAAUAUCGAUCCUACUGAAUAUAUUCCGUUUAUUUUAGAAGAUAAUCCCAGUGGACCAUUGGAGCUAAUUUCAACAAUUAAUUUAGAUUAUGAACAGAAACAGCAUUAUGAAUUUUAUUUAUUAGCUACUGAUUCUGGAUUACCACAACGUACAGGUACUGCGCUAAUCAAAAUCAAUAUAAUCGAUGUAAACGAUCAUCCACCGAUAUUUGAUAAAUCAAUAUUCUAUCCACCAAAUGGUGGUAUCUCGGAGAAAACACUUCCCGGUACUGUAGUAUUAAAUUUAUCGGCUACAGAUGAAGAUGCUUCACCGAUGAAUAAUAGGAUCCGAUAUACAAUGGUUCAAGGUACACUGGCGAUGAAUUAUUUCAGUGUACAGGCGGAUGGUACAAUUAUCUUGAAACGUUGGUUAGAUUAUGAGACGAUGGAGACAAGUUUAACAGAUGACCAGCUGUUAUUUAGUUCAUUUCUGUCAGAUAUACCAUCGCCAUCAUCAUCAUCACCGACAUCAUCGUCCAACCUCAAUAAUCAUAACAUGAAUCAGAAUUCUAAAAGAUUUGUCUUCCAAGUGAAAGCUAUCGAUUCUGCACCUCAACCAUAUGAACGCAGUAGUACGGCAGUGGUUAUUAUCCCAGUGAUUGAUGAAAAUGAUGAAAUCCCUAUGAUAUCGGUGAAAUUUCUUGGUUCCUCGGAGAUGACAAGUCAAGGAGAAACAGGUUUAGUCAAAGAAAAUAUUCGACCACCUAUUCAACUGGCUUACGUCCAAGUAAGAGAUCUUGAUUUCAAUGGAAAUGAUCAAGUCACGUGUACACUAACUGAUACUGUAAACUUUUCCUUGAAAUCGAUCGAUUCUAUCGAUCAAUAUGGUAAUAAUAACAAUAAUAAUAAUAAUGCAAUGAUUGAUAGCCUUCAUGAAGUCAAUAAUCGAUUACAACUUCAGUCCUCGACAUCCUCAUCAUCACUGACAUCUACAAAUUCAAAAAAUGAUUAUAUUUUAAAUUUAAUUACAAAACCAGAUCGUGAACUCAACCCCCUAUAUUAUAUCCGUAUAAAAUGUACAGAUCAAGCUUUGAAUUUCAAUGAACAAACCAUCCGUAUCCGUGUCCUAGAUAUGAAUGAUGAACAACCAAGAUUUCAAAAAUCGAUAUAUCGAUUUAAUCUGCCAGAGAAUAGUGAUAAGCAAGUGAAGUCGUUUAACAGCGGAGCUGUAUACCUCAAUCGGGAUAAUGAUAAUAAUAAUAAAGAUAAAAUCACACAUACACCACAUCAAUCAAUAAUUUCCACGUCAAAUGGAAGAGAAGAUGAUGAUAAUGUUGACGGUGCGGUUGACAGUGCUGAUCAUGAAGAUCAUUAUGAAUAUCGUAUUGGUCGUGUACUCGCUGAAGAUAAUGAUCAAGGCGAGAAUGCACGGAUUGAAUACUAUCUGGAUGAGCAUUUCUUAGAGAUCAAGCCAUCAGAUAGUUCAGUUCUACCUUCAGCUUACCUGCUGACAAAUAAACCGACUGUUCUGGAUGAUAAAAACGUUUUCAUUUAUCAUCAUAGUCGUGAGGCGAUCCGCGUGGAUCAACUGUUUCGUAUCGACUCACAAACAGGCAUGUUAUAUGCACUGAAGAAAUUCGAUGUAGAAAAUGUCGAUUUGUUUCGUUUCAAUGUUUAUGCUCUGGACCAGCCGAAUCAGCUGACAUCAAUUCGACAUACAGGUACAGCGAUGAUUGAAAUUAAAAUCACUGAUGUGAACGAUUGGCCACCGUUAUUCAUACAAACAAAUAAUUCAAUGUUCAAUGCUACAGAUACUACUAAUAAGGACGGUUUAAGUAGUAGUAGUAGUGGUAGUUCUUCACGAAGUCUCGGUGGCGCUGGCAGUGCGACUCAUCCAACUGACAACAUUACAUCUCUGGAUCAUAAUGAAUUAAAUUUUGUAAAUAGUUAUAUCUUCCAUGUAAAAGAGAAUCGGCCAGCUUAUUGGUUAGUUGGACGUAUCAUUGCUAUCGACUUGGAUGUGGAGAGUAAAGCGAUGACGCAUAAUUUGUUGAAUAGAUUAUCCGCUUCGGGUGGAACAUCGUCAUCAUCGGCAUCAUCAACACCGGCAAAACAGGCGUUUCCUUCACCAACAUCAUAUAUCACGUUGAGAAUAGCAAAUGAUUCCCCGCUGGAUAUACGUAGAACAUUUAACCUGCACGCUACACAAGGUUAUUUGAGAACGUCAGUGUCAUUGGAUCGUGAAAAACAAAGUAUGUAUGUGUUUAAUGUGAUUGCUUAUGAUGGCAACCCAUCGACGGUUACUUCACAGACGUCAACGGCGACAGUCACAGUUUUUGUUGAGGAUGAGAAUGACAAUGAUCCUGUUUUCAUUAGACCUGCUACUGCCAGUUUGCCUGCAUCCUCAUCGUCAUCGCAGCGUCAAUCGAAUACCGAUAUGUCAAAGCAUAGUCCACCACAAUCAAUAAUUCACCAAACAAUUUCAAAUAAUUUACAAGAGAAACAAAAUGGCGCCAAAUUGAAUUGGCCCGCUUUUCCAACUUCUAUGGAUGAUGGUAAAAAUGAUAGAUUAAAACAAAUCAAUCAUAAUAAUAACAAUAAUUUAUUGAAACCAGUUGCACAACAAAUUAGUCAUAACAAUAAUGAUAAAGCGAAUAUACCUGUUGUAUUGGUACACAGAAGGGGCAAUAAUAAUAUUAAUAACAAUGAUGAUGACGAUUUCAAUAGGAAUGAAGCUUCUCAUAUGGAUGGUGACUCAAGACCGCUACUUCAAAUCGAGGCCAUAGAUGCCGAUGCUGGAGACAAUGGUAAAAUCACAUAUGAAAUUAGCGCUGGAAAUACAGACAAUCUAUUUGUCCUUAAUCCAGACACAGGAAUACUUUCCCUCUCUUCAAACUUGUAUACCACCUCAGCAGAACAAUCAGCAGAAUCUUCACCAACAAAAAAUACACAAACAAAGCAGAAUUCUCUUACUCCAUCUAAUCCAAUCAUGUAUAUGCUACGUUUCGAGGCAUGUGAUCGUGGCCGACCAAAACGUUGUGCACUACCUAUCUGGGUACAAUUGGUUAUCGAUCCGAAUGAAUUUCCACAUCUUGCACAACUAUCCCAUUUAACGAAUUAUUUAAAUCCAUCAUUAAUCAACACUGCUGAUAAAUUAAAUCAACCGGCAUAUUCAAUCGAUCAAUCUAUUGAACAUAUUGAACAGGCUAAAACAGCUUUACUUUCUGGUUAUCUUAAUUCAAAUUUAAACAGCAACAACAAUAAUAACAAUAAUAAUAAUGCUGGUUUAAACAAACAAAACCAUAUACGCUUUCAUGAAGACGAUGGCUUUAUUAGUGAUACCGAAGGCAAAACUUCUUACCCCAUGAAAUCAGCACAAUAUAAAAAUAUUUGGAAUGUUAAAUCCUCUGGUUAUAAUCGACAACACGAUCGCCAAGGGCAUAAUCAAUUUGGUCAACUUCAUCAUCAACAAUUAUUUGAGCAUAAAACAGGUUUAAUUCAACCGGGAAAUGAUGGAAGUUUUUUAAGUCAUGGCAAUGGACUGUCGUUGAAUCAUAACAAUAAUCAUAAUAAUAAUAAUCAUAGUUUUGUUAUCAGUGAAGUGGCAAUUGUUUGUCUUGUUAUUGUAUUCAUUAUUCUUUUAGUCGCUAUUAUGGUGUUGAUAUAUUUAACAAGACGUAAGACAUUUCUACUUCCAGUGACUGCUUCAAAGACAAGAGUGAAAGAUAACAAUUUUAAAUCACAUUCAGAGAGCAGUCAAUUAAAAGCUAAUGAAACGAAUAGUGAUACAUUGUGCGCGCCUAUACAACUUUCAGAGAAUGCCUCAUCAUUUUAUCGUACAAUGCCAGAAGGUCUGCUGAAUACCGCGACAACUGAAGGUAGAAUGUCAUGCUUCAAUGAGGCAGCUGUUGGUGUUGGCAAAUCAGUUACCCUGUCAACAGAUAUGAUGAGAAACCCGAUGGGUUCUCAACCGCUUAUUCGACGUAAUUCUGAACCACGUCUUUUCUUCAACACAAAUAUGAGUAGAUCAACCGUCCAAUCGGCCUUGUUUACACCUCAACUACAAAAUAAUCUCACUGACUCUACCUACACACCGAAAUCUCUAUUUCGUCCACAGACUUCACGAUUCGCUAUUGAACAUGAAUACCAAAGUCUAGCACCAGUGAUUGACAAUCGAACCGCCGCUGUAAUGAUGAGAACCACGACGACAGCCAAUGCUCAUUCUUCGCGAUGUUUAACUCCCUUCUUCGAUUAUCGAUCGCAUCAUACCCCACAACAUAUGAUCGAACAGGUUGGAAUGAGAAAUGCUUAUCGAAAUUGGGUACCAGUUCAUCUACAACAAUCCAGUACACCGAUGGAUGUGAGCCAUCAAUCUCUUGUCCAUUUAGAGACCACACUUAAUCAUAAUAAUAAUGAUAAUGGUAACAAUCGUGAAGCAGUACAACCGCCCAAAUCCCCUACAAUAAUCUAUGCCGCAUCACCAGACUCUCACAAGCAUCCAAUCCACUUUCGUGGAGACUCAUUACCCGUAUAUCCAAUGAAUCAGUUACAAAAUACAACAACAAAUUUAAAAUCAUUUCAUCAGAUGCCAGUUGAAGCGAUUCCAGGAAAACAUUUACCACCGCCACACCACCCCCAUCCUCAUCAUCCCCUUUCCACCUAUCAGGAUAUCUCCCUGUUACAAGCUACUCUAAGACGUCAUAAUCGUCGAUCGAUAAUUAUGACAACACAUUCAAAUCCAAUGAUGACUUAUAAUCACCAAGGUCACCAUCAAGGUCAUCAUCAUCACCCCGAACAACAGCAACACCAAGCGCAUCAUUCGAAUCGAUUAGUAUCAACAACCAAUCGAAAUCAAUUCAAAACAUUGCAUACACCAAAACAUCAUACUGGUGGUAUAUUUACACCAACACCGUCAACUGCUGCAACACUGACGCCUAGACUAAUGUAUUCUAAUAAUAACUUAAAGCCUUAUCACCCCAACAAGACAAGAUAUCACAUGUCUACACCAUUGAAAGAUGAAUUAGAAUGUGAACAAUUACUGUUGCUAGAGAAUAGGAAUAAUGAAAAUAACGAAAAUCAAAAGUUACUACAGCAACCAGAUGAUGUAAUCAAUUCGAAUUAUGUUGAUAGUAAUAAUAACAAUAAUAAUAAUAGCAAUGAUAGGGAUUUUAAUGAUGAUGAUAAUGAACAUUUAACUGAAAUACCGAAUAAUUUAAAUUUUGCCAAAAUGUCACAUGAUCAACAAUCGACCAAUCAACAAACUGAGACGAAUCAAUUGAAUUAUCAUGAGAAUAUCCUUCAUGAGGAUCAGGAUGUUGAUGGUGAUGAUGAAGCUGAUGGAGAUGAUGACCGUGGUGAUGAUGAUGUAGAUGAUGGGAAUAAUGAAGAGUGUGACAAUCACCAGGGUGUUUCCGGUCUCCUUAAAUCAGUAUCAACAAAUUCCCUUCCAAUGCUUAUUGAUAUGAACAAUUCAUCAGGUGAAGAUAUAAAUUCAAAUCUCAAUAAAUUUACACAACCACAAAAAUGGUAUCCUACAUCACCUACAUCAACAACAAUGCAUCUAUUGUCUAAUCAAUCAAAUCCAUGCAAAUAUACGUAUAAAACAUUUAGAGAGGCUAGUUUUGUUUAAAUCGAUCAAAUAUAUAUAUAUAUAUGUAUUCAAUGUGUACAAUAUAAAUCACAUUUUAAAAGCCCGCGCGCGCUAAUUUCACUUUAAACAAAAUUUACAUUAGUAUAUACAAAUACACACACAUACAAAAUAAGCGCCAAUUGUUUAAAUUUUCAGGAAAAAAAUCAAUAAACAACUAACUGACUCACUACUGAACUGAAUUUCUUCGAGUAUAUAUCAUCUCAUUGUGUUCUAAUGUUAAUGAACCCUCUUUUUUAAGAUUUUUUGUUUAAAUACACCAAACGAAACACUCAUGUAUGUGAUUCACAUGAAUAUAGAU